This is a messenger RNA of Nicotiana tabacum (common tobacco), 1441 nucleotides long. RefSeq lists its product as uncharacterized. NCBI's taxonomy places the organism in Eukaryota, Viridiplantae, Streptophyta, Magnoliopsida, Solanales, Solanaceae. The record is from RefSeq and is a predicted model, not a curated record.
AUGGCAUAUGCUCCUCAUCCAUACACGGUCAUGAAUGCUCAAUCUUAUGUCCGCCCACAACAACAAGCCCACCGUAACCAAGCCCUAUUUCCUAGAAAUCAACCUCCUUACCACAACCACUACAACCCCCGUCCUUCGCAAAACAAUUUUCCCCCUCGUGAACCACCUAAAAGGCCAAAUUUUACACCAAUCGGCGAGUCCUACUCCGGCCUUUUCCCAAAGCUUGUCCAAAUGGGUCUGCUACAGCCGGUUCCUCAAACUAGGCAAAACCCAACAUCUCCCGCUUACAGAGCUGGUGCCCGAUGCGCCUAUCACUCAGGGGCAGAAGGGCACGACACUGAUGAUUGUUGGACUUUGAAGAGAGCAGUGGAGAAUUUGAUAGAACAAAGAAAGAUAGUGCUAAGGGAUGAGGAUGUCCCCAAUGUGACUAAUAACCCACUGCCAGCCCACAACAACGGACCGGUAAUUGGGAUGAUUUGUGAGGAUAAAGAAUUUAACCCAGCAUUGAAUGCCAUCAUUGCCAUUGCUGACCCAGAAAAGAAACCAAAAGCUGCCCCGAAGCAAGACAAAGGGGAGGAAAAGAGCAAAAUCACCCCUCCAAAAUCAGAAAAGAAAGUCGAAGUGGGAAUUGGGUUAACACCUUCCAAAGAUGUUGUUCUCUCUGUCCCUCAGGGCCGCAAAGAAAAACAGAUGACUUUGAGUCCUCCUAGAAGAUUCGAGCUAAACAAGGCAACCCAAAUGUAUGUGCCCAAGGGAGCUUAUGUGAUGCGGGGGCCAAUUAAUCCUCCAAGGCUGAGUGAGCCCGUGGUUAUUGGCCGCGCACCGCAAAAGCCCAUGACGGAUCCUACCGCUGUGCCCUGGAAUUACAACAAAAUGGUGGUGACCUAUAAGGCCAAAGAAAUCUCAGGAGAAGUCCAAGAAAAUAACCCCGUUGAAAAGUAUUCUAACUUGGAAGAGGUGAACAAUGCCAAUCAAAAACGCUUCCCAUCUAAGAAGCCCGUGAGCGCCGAAGAAGCGGAUACUUUCUUUCAAAAGAUGAAAAUGGCAGAUUAUGAGGUGAUCGACCAGCUUCGAAAAUUUCCUGAACAAGUCUCCUUGUUGGCUUUGCUGAUGAACUCCCCCAAACAUCAGAAUGUAUUGAUCAAGACCUUUAACGAAGCAUAUGUUCCUAUUGAAACUUCUAUAGAAAAGUUGGAGAGGAUGACAGAAAGUUUUUUCUCAACUAACCAGAUUUCCUUCAGCAAAAAUGACUUGCCUCCAGAAGGGGCCGCGCAUAACAAAGCCCUGCACCUGACAGUCAAAUGCGAAGGGUACUAUGUGAAAAGGGUUAUGUUGGACGGAGGCUCUAGGGUAGACAUCUGCCCACUCUCGACUCUACAGCGCAUGAAAAUUGGGACUGAAAGAAUUCGGCCCAAUAAUGUCUGUGUACGGGCUUUCGAUG